CCGACUGUGUGAUAACAGAACAUUAUUUUCUCAUGCUGCACAAACGAAAUUUUAAAAUUAUUUUAUAAUCGAUUAUGCAAAAGUAUGUUAUACUUAUAUUGUUUAUUUACAAUAACUUCAGUCGUGGUUAAAUAGUUGUUUUAUAUUUCUUCGGCAUGAAGGUAGUCGUUCAACGGGUUUUAAAAGCCAAAGUCUCAGUGGAUGGCCAAGAAGUAAAUUCAAUCACCAAAGGCCUGUGUUUAUUAGUUGGUUUGCACAAAUCCGAUCAACAAAGUGAUAUUAAUUAUAUGGUACAAAAGAUUUUAAAGUUAAGACUGUUUGAUAAAGAUGAAAAAAAGUGGCACUCGAGCGUGGUAGACAUGGGCUAUGAAAUAUUAUCUAUUAGUCAAUUUACAUUGUGCUAUAAACUGAAAGGAAAUAAACUAGACUUUCAUUAUGCCAUGCCUGGUGACGCCGCUCGACAAAAUUAUCAGUAUUUCUUGGAAUCUCUAAAGAAAUCCUACGAUGAAACAAAAAUCAAAGAUGGCGUUUUCGGCGGUAAAAUGGAAGUUGAAAUUGUAAAUGAUGGACCGGUAACCGUGCAGCUGGAAACUAGUGAAAAAACUAUUUCAGAACAAUCUCGUGAAUGCCAAGACGAUGUUUAGGCACUGAAAACUACUAGUUAAUUCUAGUACAAUUUUUUUUUGUGAUUACUCGUAAAUUUUAGAGUAUAAUGAAAUGUUUUGUCGAGUUAUUUAUUGUUUUAGUGAUAAUACAUUGUAUGCAUUUAACUAUAAAAAUUUCUAUUAUAUAAUUUAAGAACCAUAAAGUUUUAUAUUGAAAUUUGUUGAGGCGGGCAUUGAAUAUGAUAGUUAACUUACCUACACAUAAAACGUUUCAGGUAAAAUACUUAAACUUUAUUGAUAAGAUAUAUUUAUUACUAUAAACAAAUUAAAGUCUGUUAUGUGUUAUCUCAA
Molecule: messenger RNA, 956 nt
Organism: Adelges cooleyi (spruce gall adelgid)
Lineage: Eukaryota; Metazoa; Arthropoda; Insecta; Hemiptera; Adelgidae
Gene: Dtd
Product: D-aminoacyl-tRNA deacylase
Exons: 4
Coding region: 156-644 (162 amino acids)
Biological process (GO): tRNA metabolic process
Cellular component (GO): cytoplasm
Molecular function (GO): D-tyrosyl-tRNA(Tyr) deacylase activity
Source: RefSeq, a predicted model, not a curated record